CGGCGCCCGCCUGGCAUUUAGUAAUUCGAAGACCUUCCAGUAGAGUGCUAUGUUUUGAGUUGUUCGAUCUGUAUCGAGUGCGUUAAGCGUUCGGUUCACCGAUCACCGUCGAGUUGUAACCGUAUGUGCUGUCGCCGUCACUCUAUUGCCGUCCCUCAUUUCCGUCUUCGGUCUCGCACACGUUGACACGUCCUUUGUAUUGCCAUGGACGUCAGCUUGCUGCUUCAGCAUUCACAAUAUGCGUUACCUGUGGGUAUCGUGCUUGUAUGUGCGAUUCUCGUUUUCGUCUUUGGUUUCAAGAAAGCCGAACAACCACCUUUUGCACAGCUUUCGGUAGGCUCCGACGUGGACCGGAAAUUUGCCAACAAGAAACGUAGCAAGAUCAAAGAAAAGAAAUCUGUUAAUGGCCAAGUUACAAUUGAAAAGCCAAGUCCUAUUAAAAAAUCUGUAUCAACAAAAAUAGAUGCUGCAAAGAAAGCUGUGUCUAAACCAGAUGAUAUUGAAGGAAAGCUGAAAGAACGAAAACAAGAAGAUAAUAAAAUUUCUGUAACAAAAAAAGAUAAAGAUCAAGCUGUAGUAAAAGUUGGUAAAGAAAACAAAGUUGAACAAGUGAAAAAUAAGAAGAACAUAAAGAAUUUAUUCCAAGAAAAGCCAGUUGACUUUGAUGAAGGCGACUGGGAACAAGCUUAUUCACGAAAAGAUAAGAAAAAUAAGAAAAAAGAAGAAGAAUCUCCUUCAAAGAAGAACAAAAAGAAUGCUAAAAAGGCUGAUUUAAUUAAUGAAGAAGUUACAAAACAAAAAGUUUCAGAAAAAACAGAAAUUAAAGAUAAAGUUAUUAAGGAAACAGAAAAUAAAGAGUUAAAAGAGAAGGAGAAAAAAGAUGUGAUACUUACACCUAUUUCCAAUGAGGAAAUAAGUAAGGAAAAAGAACAACAAAAGGAAGAACAAACUAAGAAUGAAACGGUAGAAAAAGAAGAAAAAAAGAGUGGAAAGUCAAAGAAGACUAAGAAAGUUUCUGAAAGUGAAAACACCUCUGUAGUGACCCCACCUACAUCAAAAGUAGAUAAUAAAGUUCAAGAACAAAGAGCAAAAAAGAAGGAUGAGAAUACAGAAAAAGAUUUAGAUAAUUCAGAAGAAAAAAGUCCUAAAGCUAUACAAACACAAGAGAAGACUGGACCAGUGUUUGAUGAACUAGGAGAUGCCUGGACAGAAGCCAAACCUCAAAAGAAAAGUAAAAAGAAAGCUCGUAAAGAUAACUGAGGGUGAUUAAGUAUGAUGAAAAUUACGUUCCUUGUGAAAAGGAAUAGAGUGAGAAUCCUGCUUGGUCCAAACGACAUGUGUCAUUUCGGACUUACCAGGUGUGUUUUAAGUGACUUACCAAUUAACCACCUGACCAAAUUGUUCCUUCCCCUUGUACAUAAUGCUAAUUGGGCUAGGUUGUUCGAUCAGUUCGAUUUUACAUGCUACAUGACUGCAGGUGCAAAAAUCGUUGUAUGCAGAAAAAAUCUUUAUUAACUAUUGAUUUUUUCAACAUACUAAUUAUCUGCUUUAACGAAGUUGCUUUGCAUUUAACGAAAGAGGCAUAAGUCAUAGUUUUCACUAUAAAAUAGUUAUUAUAUAUAUGUAUUAUUCUUUUAAGAAUUUUCAUAUAUGUCUAUAAUGAUGUAUUAGUAUUCUAUGAGUUACAGCUACAUCUCUUAGUAUGUAUUUUUAAGAGUUUCAUUUUAAGUAUAAAUUGUUAACAAAUAGUACUUAUGUCCUUUACGUUUUGUCAACAAGUCCUAUGAACAAUAUUUUUGCUAGGUUAUUUUGCAACAUGUUUGCAUUCACGUUAGUAAUAAUUUAAAUAUUGAUUUUAUGCAUUAUAUGUAAUUCAAAUGUUAUAGAUGCGAACGGUUGAAAGCCAAAACUUAGAAAGUAUGAGAUAUAUUUCAAAACAAUAAUAAAGUGCAGGACAAUCUCUUAUGGAGAAAAGUUUGCAUUACUGAUGUAUAUGUCAUUUUCAAUGUACUGAGAGAAAUAUUUUCUUAUACUUGAUAGCGGGUAAUUUAUUCCAUCAUGUAGAUCCAAAAUUAUAUACUUUGUAAUAAUAAACUGUAUGUAAUAUUUUAUUAUAAAAAGUACAUCAGUAAUGAAUUUUAAGGAUUGAUAUGCAUUUAUAAGCAUAUGUGAACCUGUGUCAAAAUUUGUGCCAAGUUGUGAAGAGAAGUAAAACGAGGUACAAUGAAAGUCAUUACACAAUUACAUAUGAUUAAUUUAUUAAUUAAAAUAGAUGGUUUUAAUUGAGAUAACUGAAUUUUAUUCAUUAUUUAUUUGUACAAUAUAUAAUUAUAUAUAUUUUUGAUUUCGGAUUUUAAUGUUUAUAUAAUACCAGUAGAUAUGUAUAAUACUUAAAAAUAUGAAAAAUAUUUAAUUCAUACCUAAAAUACUUUUACUAAUUAUAUUAUGUGAUUUAAUAAGAAUAAAAUUGUGUUCUGACUUUCAAAGUGUCUAGUUAUUAAAUAUAUUUAAUAGAAAAGAAGAUACUUUUUUUGUAAAUAUUAUCUUUUCAUGUAUAAGAAUAAUUCUACUGAACAAAAAUCUGAUGGAAGUCUUAUUAACGAGUAUGAUCAAACGUGGAUCAAAUAAUCAAAGUUAUUAUGUUGUCUUUUAAUUUUUUACGAACAAUCUAAUCCAACCGUUCACAUUUUAUGCCAUGUAUAAAAUAUAGUGAGUAUAUUGAUUAUACAUUAAAGGUUUUCUUUGAAUGAUCUUUUUAACUAAUGUAAUUUCAUCGUUAAUAUCUACGUUAUGUAUAGUAAUAUCGCAUAUGGAAAUGCAAGAGUUAAACUUUAUAAGAGAAGUUAUAUCUUGAAAGAAGAAUUAAAUAUUAAGGAUAUCUUUAAAGAAAACAUUAACAUUAAAUACUACAUUCAGAGUUUUUUGGCUUCUAUUUUCUGAAAAAAUGAAAAGACAAAAAUUUGAAAUCGAAAAAUGAUGUUAGUUGCAAUCGCGUUAUCGCGAAUAAGUGCGUAAUAAUUAAUAUAGGAGUUGCAUUGUAACGUCAUUUGCUCGAAACAAUUUACUAAUUAGUGUUGUAUGUUAAUAUGUAAAGAUAAAGAAAGAAUACUUAGGGUUUAUGGCGAAUGAAAUAUUGUGAUAAGUAUACUGUAUACCUGAGCGUUACAUGAACGUUGUAAAAUAGUACUAUUAAAUAAUAUUAUCAUUUAUAGCUUUUACUUAUAAAAAGAAAAUGAAAAAAUAUUCGUUUAAAUAGCUCUCCAUAUUUUGUACUUUUAUCCUUAAUAUAUUUUCACAAAAUAUUCAUUCUACCUGUAUGUUUUGAGAUAUACAUACAAGGUGUUAAAGACUUUAGUAUUUCACAUAUUUUAAAAAAUUCUUUAUUAUAAAAUAUUGAUACUUUGAGAAAAAGAAAGGUUUCUUUAUAUAAUUACAAUCUUUUCAAACGAGCUUCAAUUCUAUAUACAUAUAGUGUGGAAUCACGGAUCGUUAUUACUAUGUAAAAUCCAAUUAAAUAUAGUCACUUGUAUCGAGUGACCCCAUCAAGUGCCAAAAGUAUAUGUUAUACUUUACUAUGGGCAACUGUUGUAUAAUAAUUUUUGGUAAUGAAAAGACUUUAAUAUUCAUCUUUCGAUUAUUUAUAAAUAUAUCGUGUCUACAUUUUUAACUUUAUGUAGCAAGCACUCCGCAUUUUUAUAAUUUUACUUUCCUAUACGUAAUUAUUCAAACGAAUUGUUGGAAGUACCUCUUCAACUAUAAUUGAAGUAAUAAAAAGGAAACGUACGGAAUAUAAAGAUAUUUUUACAGGCAUUAUGAUCAGUGUUGAAAUAACGAUUUUUCUUACUAGUACGAGUUAUUAUACUUCGUUGUUUAAGGUAUAAACGGCACUAAGGAAAAGUAAAAAAUGUAGUCUUUAUUUUGUUUCUAUUGCAAUUAUAAAUGCAAACAUCGCUUAAAUAAUUCACGUUGCAUGUAUACUAUCCAUGUUCAGUGUUACAGCUGUAUUAAACUUAUAUAUUUAAGUAGACAAUUGAUCGAGCAAAGCUAAAUAUAAUUAAUUAUAGUUUUAUAUUAUGAACGAUUAUGUAAUGUUAUUGUUCAACGCUGGUCGUAAGAAACGUUUAUAUUUACCAAAUAAUCAUUGGUGUACUUAAGUUCAACGAUUGGGACAAUUUGAGUAGCUGCCGAAUCAUGCGAUCUAGGUAUUUAAUAUCAUCAUAUUUUUGUAUGUAAUAUUCUUCGAGUUACUAACUCGCGUGACGAUACAAUGACAAAGAGGCGAAAUUAAUUCGGUUAAUCAGCCUGGAAAUUAAGAGAGUUUUUAAAAUCAUGUUGAUAGAAGAAUAUCAUAUUUUGAAUAAUAUUUAUAUGCACUUUACUCGUUUAUCGAGUAAUUAAAUAUCGAUGUAAAAAUCACUAUAAAACUGUUGCUAUCGCAAGAUCCUAAUAAAAAAAAAAGAAUUAAACAAAAAAUUAAAUACUAAUGAUAUAAGGAAGUCUUUCCAGCAAAACUAAAUUUAAUUGUACUGAUUAUGAUUAAAAAAAUAUUAUCGCUAUUGUAUAUAUGUAUAAUAUAUUAAUCAGCAAUGUUCUUUCUAAUUAAAUAUAUAUGUAUGUGCAAUUUUAUUGUAUACUGAAAUGGUACUGGUUUGAAAAGCUAGUGAUUGAAUAACGCGGUCUAUACAAGUACGAUUGUAGAGAUAUUUCAAAAGUGUCGAACAGUGUCCAACGAAAUUAAUUAUAUUUUUAAACAUACAUAUAUGUACUUUGAUUGUAGCUUAAUGAGACUAUUGUAGUUUCAUAUAGUGAUUAUAAUGUGACCUCAAUAUCUUGCUUGAGUGUAGUUCAAAGAAACUGAAAUAUUUUUUGCUAAAGAAAGUCUUUCUCUUCAUAUAAAUAAAUGUAUGAUACGAAGUUAAGUUUAGUGGCCUAACGCUUGCAAUAUUAUUAACCUGAUAGUGAUGCACCUAGACUCUGAUCAUAAUAGAAAUAUCGAAUAUAGAAUAAAGGAAACUAAGUGCAGACUAGAUAAAAGGAUAUUAUUCCACGAAACAGAAAUGUCAUGGUUAUUCACGAUGUAUUUUAUUCACCAAAAGUGUUAACGUAAUUACUGAUAUUACGAUAUCUAUAUCGAUAUAUUUGUGUAAAAUGCGUGUAUUUCAGUUAGUUCAAAUAUUAUGUAUAGCGUACGAUUUAAUGUUGAAAUCGAUAUAAAUUUCUUUCAAAAUUGAUGGAAAAAAUAUAAUUCAAGAGAAAUAUUCUGUUUCCAACGGCUGCAUAUUCUUAUUUGAAUUAUGAUAUCAUUAUAAAUUCUGAAAAUUUAUAUAAGUCCUUGCAAUUUAGAUAUUUCGUAACUGUAAGUUUAAAAUACAUGAUCAAAGCUACUACAAAAAAAAAAAAAAAAAAAAAAAAAAAAAAUCGCGCAAUCGGUACAAAUGCGAAAAUAGAAUAUUUCUCGUUCCGUACUUACAUUUCUGAUUGUGACAUUUUUGGGAUAGAAGUAUAAGCGAAAAAUAUAAUGCAUUACAAAACAAAGAAGAGGCAAAAAGAGGUAAAUGAAAUGAGGAAUAAAAAUUAUAUUUUUCAACA
Messenger RNA from Bombus terrestris (buff-tailed bumblebee), 5589 nucleotides. RefSeq names its product nucleolar protein 58. The record is from RefSeq and is a predicted model, not a curated record. The coding region runs from base 205 to 1260 and encodes 351 amino acids. The transcript is spliced from 5 exons. Lineage: Eukaryota; Metazoa; Arthropoda; Insecta; Hymenoptera; Apidae.